Argentina anserina (silverweed cinquefoil) is the source of this 2176-nucleotide messenger RNA. Its product is annotated as pentatricopeptide repeat-containing protein At4g25270, chloroplastic. The record is from RefSeq and is a predicted model, not a curated record. Gene Ontology annotation, molecular function: protein binding. Lineage: Eukaryota; Viridiplantae; Streptophyta; Magnoliopsida; Rosales; Rosaceae.
GUAAGAACACCACGGGUCGUUCUGCUAACUACAAAUUUCGCGAGGGGAAUUUCUUACUGAAAGAGCAGUGUCAGCACUAAAGCAAUAACUCAUCAACAGGGUCCAUUUUUUAUACCCCGAUUACUGCACUUGAUAAGUUGAUAUGUGUAUACCACUUAAGCUGGACGGAAAACCACGCAGCAUUACUGUUUAAACUGAAGCUAAUCUCCUCACUGUUAAUUUUUGAAAUCUAAUGUUGUAUUUCUGAGCAUGAUAAGUUGAUCUUUUUGUACUGUAGGACUGAGAUAUGGAAAUCUUGAAUGUUGCCCCCACAAGCACUAGUGGCUCUAUAUCUAAACAAAUCCUAUUUGGUUUCUUGUACAUGCCCCAAUUUGGUUCACAAAUACCCAAAUGGUGACCACUUUGCAACCCCUGAAUCUGCACACACCAAACCUCAAUAUCCACUGCUCCUCUAACAGCAAGAGAAGCAAGAGAACUAGGCAGCUUCAUCAAAAGCAAAGCACCAAGCUCCUAUCUUUCUCAAACUCAUCCCCAACCCCUCUCAUUGUCUACCAUAAACCCCAAACCCAGACCAAGCUCCAAGCCCUCGAAGCCAUCAUUAGAGACCUCGAAGCCUCCAGCGAAAAGGGCAUAGACGUCGACACUGAAACCUUUGCUUCCCUUUUAGAAACAUGUUACAAACUGGACGCCAUGGACUACUGUCUCCGAGUCCACAGACUCAUACCCAGAAAACUUUUACGUAAAAAUGUAGGGCUCUCAUCUAAGCUUCUUUGCCUCUACGCGUCAUGUGGGCUCAUUGAGGAAGCACAUCAGGUGUUCGACCAAAUGCCCAAGAGAGACUUGUCGGCUUUUGCUUGGAAUUCACUUAUUUCCGGGUAUGCUGAGCUGGGUUUGUAUGAAGAUGCAAUGGCAUUGUAUUUUCAAAUGGAGGAGGAGGGUGUUGAACCGGACCGGUUUACAUUCCCUCGAGUUUUGAAAGCUUGUGGGGGAAUCGGGUUUGUUCAGAUUGGUGAGGCUGUGCAUAGGCAUGUGGUGCGUUUGGGUUUUUCUGGUGAUAGGUUUGUGCUUAAUGCAUUGGUGGACAUGUACGCUAAAUGUGGUGAUAUUGUGAAGGCUAGGAAGGUUUUCGAUAAGAUUGGUAGCCGGGACAAGGUUUCUUGGAACACAAUGCUCACUGCUUAUAUUCGCCAUGGCCUUUUGUUGCAGGCAUUUGACAUUUUUCAGCAGAUGGUUAGAGAAGGGUACCAGCCGGACUCGGUUUCUGUUUCCACAAUUCUCACCACGGUGCCAUCACUGGAGCUUGUUGUUCAAAUUCAUGGGUGGACGAUUCACCAAGGAGUUGAGUGGAACCUAUCCACUGCCAACUCCUUGAUUGCUUCAUAUUCCAAUCUCGGAAAGUUGAAGCGAGCACGUUGGCUGUUUCAAAUGCCUGAGAGGGAUGUGGUGACCUGGAACACUAUCAUUUCAGCUCAUGCUAAAAGCCGAGAAGCUUUGCUGUACUUUAAGCAGAUGGAGAAUGGUGGUGCCUUUCCAGACGCUAUCACAUUCGUGUCGGUGCUCUCUGCUUGUGCACAUUUGGGUUUGGUGAAAGAUGGGGAGAGAUUGUUUUCUACCAUGAAAAACAGAUAUAGAAUUGACCCGAUUAUGGAACAUUACCAUUAUGCUUGUAUUUUAAAUCUUUAUGGAAGGGCAGGUCUAAUUGACAAAGCUUAUGCUAUCAUAGUGGAGGGGAUGGAGUUUGAGGCUGGUCCAACUGUGUGGGGUGCAUUGCUAUGUGCUUGCUACCUUUGGAAUGCAGAGAUUGGAGAGGCUGCAGCUGAAAGUCUCUUCGACUUGGAGCAUAAUUUUGAGCUUCUGAUAAAGAUUUUCAGAAAUGGGGGUAGACCGGACGACGAGAGAGUAAGGAUGAUGAUGGUGGAUAGAGGAUUGGACUCGUAGAAUUCUUCUGCCAUUGCUGGUCUACAUUAGUAGGUAAAGAAAAGGUUUUACUUGUACAUGUUCGACAUAAGUUAGAAAAUCAAAGUAUUGACCUACCGCGUGUUAAUUUAAAAUAUAUGAACUUGAUUAGAUUAAAACUUAGCAGAUUCUACACAUUAAAACAUGAGUAUCUGAGGUUCUGGUGGCAUAUAUAGAAGAGAUAAAAUAUCAUGCAGAUAAAAAUUAAAGAUACAGAUGA